Messenger RNA from Penicillium pulvis, 1668 nucleotides. It is a transcript of the gene pkaC, whose product is annotated as cAMP-dependent protein kinase catalytic subunit pkaC. The coding region runs from base 160 to 1467 and encodes 435 amino acids. The record is from RefSeq and is a predicted model, not a curated record. The transcript is spliced from 4 exons. NCBI's taxonomy places the organism in Eukaryota, Fungi, Ascomycota, Eurotiomycetes, Eurotiales, Aspergillaceae. Gene Ontology annotation, biological process: peptidyl-serine phosphorylation. Gene Ontology annotation, cellular component: nucleus; cAMP-dependent protein kinase complex. Gene Ontology annotation, molecular function: ATP binding; cAMP-dependent protein kinase activity.
CCCAAUUCCAAUACCAAUUUUGCUUAGGUUUAGCAGAGAACACUAUCUAGUGGAGUUUCUUGUCCCGAAGGGGAGAUCAAUGCGUCAUUCUGGCCGUCGGUGCCCCUCCCCACUCUCCGGACUCUCCUCCCUUCUUAUGUCCUUCACCAACCGUCCUCCAUGCCGAGCUUAGGAGGCUUGUUGAAGAAGCGGCGAACAAAGGACUCGCAGACCUUGUCUAAGGAGCUGCCCCAAGCAAAUUCUGACCGAUCCGAUCACUCUUCCAACCCGGACGCUAACCCGGACAAGGCUGAAGGUCAAGGCGCCUCCAUGCAAUCCGCCGAGCCGUCGCAAGGAUCCUCCCAGCACCAUGCCCAAUCCUCCAACAAUGCCGCCAGCAUCAAUAACCUCAUAAAUACUCCGGCCAAUGCCGGUAGUAGUACUCAGUCCCCCGCCCACACUUCAAAUGCGACACCUAGUACGCAGCCGCAGCCGCAGUCGCAGCCCCGCCAAGAGCGUACCACUCGGGGCAAGUACUCGCAGGGGGACUUUAUGUUGCAGCGCACAUUGGGCACAGGAAGCUUUGGUCGAGUUCAUUUGGUCCAAUCGAAGCACAAUCAUCGCUUCUAUGCCAUGAAGGUGCUGAAGAAGGCCCAGGUGGUCAAGAUGAAGCAGAUUGAGCACACUAAUGAUGAACGUCGGAUGCUCAAUCGCGUUCGCCAUCCAUUCUUAGUGACAUUGUGGGGAACCUGGCAGGAUUCACGGAACCUCUACAUGGUAAUGGAUUUUGUUGAAGGUGGCGAGCUUUUCAGUUUGCUGCGAAAGUCACAACGAUUCCCUAACCCCGUUGCCAAAUUCUAUGCUGCUGAAGUGACGCUUGCAUUGGAGUAUUUGCACCAUCAUCAGAUCAUUUACCGAGAUCUGAAGCCAGAGAAUCUAUUGCUGGACCGUCAUGGUCACUUGAAGAUUACAGAUUUCGGCUUUGCCAAGGAUGUUCCCGAUAUUACCUGGACCCUGUGCGGAACCCCCGAUUAUCUCGCCCCCGAAGUAGUUUCCUCGAAGGGAUACAACAAAUCCGUCGAUUGGUGGUCAUUGGGAAUUCUCAUUUUUGAGAUGUUGUGCGGGUUUACCCCGUUCUGGGAUAGCGGGUCCCCGGUGAAGAUCUACGAGAACAUCCUCCGCGGCCGAGUCAAAUACCCGCCAUACUUGCACGAUGAUGCCGUUGAUCUCCUGUCACAGCUGAUCACUGCCGAUCUCACCAAGCGUCUGGGCAACUUGCAUGGCGGACCCCAGGACGUCAAGAACCACGCCUGGUUCGCCGAGGUCACCUGGGACCGCUUGGAGCGCAAGGAUAUCGACGCUCCCUAUAUCCCGCCAAUUCGCGGUGGACAGGGAGAUGCAAGCCAGUACGAUAAAUAUCCCGAAGAGACGGAGCACUACGGUGUGGAGGGUGAAGAUGCAUACGGGCAUCUCUUCCCCGACUUCUAAAAGUGCUUGUACGAUUUAUGACGAGAUAUGAAAAGACCGUUGCGAUCACCCGCUCGGGACUGGAUAUGGCACUGGCGCUAGUCGGAAUCGCCGAGGAAAAACAGGUGUGAUUGAUAUCAUAUAAGCCAGCUUAAUGGCAUUUGAUGGAUUAUGUGAAUCGUAUAUUUCAGCAAUUGAAAUCGAGUUUUCUUUUUUUUUUUU